Notothenia coriiceps (black rockcod) is the source of this 1607-nucleotide messenger RNA. Its product is annotated as collagen alpha-1(XXVII) chain A-like. The record is from RefSeq and is a predicted model, not a curated record. The transcript has 4 exons. The annotation marks the transcript as partial. Lineage: Eukaryota; Metazoa; Chordata; Actinopteri; Perciformes; Nototheniidae.
AUGUGGACAUCCUCCAAAAGUUGGGGCUCAAGGGAGAGAAACCGUCGCGCUCUGUGCCAGCAGGGGUCAUUCCGUUCCGAUCGGGGAUCAUCCUCAACCAGCGGGCGCACAUUGAAUCCCCCCUGCGCUCAGUCUUCCCAGCGGCCGUCUGGCCCAGCCUGGCCCUGGUGCUGAGUGUGCGCUCGCACCGCCUCAACAGUGCCUUCCUCUUCACCGUGCUCUCAGGCCGCAAGAAGCUCCUUCUGGGUCUGCAGCUCACACCGAGCAACCUGGUCCUCCACACAGGGCCGAACACCUCGGUGUCACUGCCCUACGAGCCCCACGAUGGCCAGUGGCACCAGCUGGCGGUGGGAAUUAAUGGACAGAGAGUGACUCUUUAUGCCUCCUGCGGAGAGCAGAUCGUCCAUGCAGACUUUGGGUGGGACAGUGAGGAGGGUUUGGCUCCGGAGCUCCAGGGCUCCUUCCUGCUGGGGCGGACCAGCCAGCAGCAAGCCUCGGCUCACUUUGAAGGAGCCAUCUGCCAGUUUGAUCUGGUCCCUUCUGCAGAGGCAGCUCACAACUACUGCAGGUACAUUAAGAAACAGUGCAGGGAAGCAGACACAUACAGGCCUAACCUUCCUCCCUUGUUACCUAUCCUUCCACAAGGUAAAAACGUCACCGCUACCGCUGCUACCCCUAAACGUGGUGGCCCGGAAACGCCCAAGAAGACCACCGGGAUCAGCCUGGCUAGGAGUGUCGCUGCUGCUGCAUCGGCUGUAAGAUAUGUGGCCCCCACCCAAACAAUAAAGCCCAGCACUGGGACCAUUCCUACACCCUUUCUGGGGACAGUGAUGCCAGUUACAGUCCAGCUUGGUUUGGCCUCCCCGCCUCCCAAGGGCAGGACCGAAACUGUCACAGCACCACUUAGGACAAAAGCAACCCCAACAAAAGCGCCAAACCCUACCACCUCUAAAGUCUUAACUCAGAAACCCACCAAACCAACUCCCCCAAAGCCCUCCAAAAAGAUGAUUGCAGGAACGGACAAUAAGAAACCUACUAUUCCAGCCACUACCAGCACCAAACCCUCCAAGAUAAAACCUGAUUCUACCCUAUCAUACCAAGGUACAGUCCUAAAGAAACCCCAACCAACCACGGCCAAGAAAACACCCCCCAAGCCUAAAGUUACUCCAUCCAAAGCCACUCCGUUGAAACCCAAAACUAAUCCUGUCAAAGUUGUCCCUUCUAAACCAACGAAACCUAAAGUCAACCCCUCAAAACCAACAGUCUCCAAAACUACAACUGCUAAGACCUCCAAGCCAGUCACCAAACAGGUCAUCAAACCAACGAAACAAUCCAAAACCACCAAGGCUACAGUCAUUGUGCGACCAACCAGACCAUCGGACAACCCAGUGACACCCCCUGCUACCGAUGGCUUCCUGAGCUGGGAGGUGCCCCCUACUCUGUUCUCCAUGCUGGAGGGUCUUAUGGGAGAGAAAGGAGACGCAGGCCCGCCGGGACUGUCUGGACCUCCGGGGAAGACCGGCCUGUUGGGCAAGAAGGGUCCGAGGGUGUAUGACAUGGUGUCAUUUGGCUUUAUGCUGGUGCGAAUACACUCGAACCGAGGAUGA